This is a messenger RNA of Pezoporus occidentalis (night parrot), 1483 nucleotides long. RefSeq names its product acetylcholine receptor subunit beta-like. Gene Ontology annotation, cellular component: plasma membrane; neuron projection; synapse. The transcript is spliced from 6 exons. Gene Ontology annotation, biological process: nervous system process; chemical synaptic transmission; regulation of membrane potential. Bases 17 to 1483 code for a protein of 488 amino acids. Lineage: Eukaryota; Metazoa; Chordata; Aves; Psittaciformes; Psittacidae. Gene Ontology annotation, molecular function: transmembrane signaling receptor activity; acetylcholine-gated monoatomic cation-selective channel activity. The record is from RefSeq and is a predicted model, not a curated record.
GGCUCAAUGGGGCUCAAUGGGGUUCAGUGGGUGUCAGUGGGUGUCAAUGGGGUUCAAUGUGUGUCAAUGGGGCUCAAUGGGGUUCAAUGGGUGUCAGUGGGUGUCAAUGGGGUUCAAUGUGUGUCAAUGGGGCUCAAUGGGGUUCAAUGGGUGUCAGUGGGUGUCAAUGGGGUUCAAUGUGUGUCAAUGGGGCUCAAUGGGGUUCAAUGGGUGUCAGUGGGUGUCAAUGGGGUUCAAUGUGUGUCAAUGGGGCUCAAUGGGGUUCAAUGGGUGUCAGUGGGUGUCAAUGGGGUUCAAUGUGUGUCAAUGGGGCUCAAUGGGGUUCAAUGGGUGUCAGUGGGUGUCAAUGGGUGUCAGUGGGGUUCAAUGGGGUUCAAUGGGUGUCAAUGGGGCUCAAUGGGGUUCAAUGGGUGUCAGUGGGUCCCAUGGGUGUCAAUGGGUCCCCAGCAAUGACGGGGAGUUCGGGGUGUCCCUGAACGUCCGCGCCGUCGUCACCUCCGACGGCUCCGUGCACUGGCGCCCCCCAGCGCUGUUCCGCAGCCACUGCCCCAUCAAGGUCUCGCACUUCCCCUUCGAUUGGCAGAAUUGUUCCCUCCGCUUCCGCUCCAGCUCCUACGGCCCCGGGGAGCUGCGGCUCCGGCUCGCGGGGGACCCCGGCUCCGGGGGGGGGAGCGUGGAGCUGUCCGAGGACUUCCAGGAGAACGGGCAGUGGGAGCUGCGGCAGCGGCCGGGGCGGGCGCAGGGGCUCGGGGCCGUCUCCUUCGCGCUGCUCCUGCGGCGGAAGCCGCUCUUUUACCUGGCCACGGUGCUCGUGCCCUGCGUGCUCCUCACCCUGCUCGCCAGCGCCGUCUUCUACCUGCCCCCCGACGCCGGGGAGAAGCUGACGCUGUCGCUCUUCGCGCUCCUCACCCUCACCGUGUUCCUGCUGCUGUUGGCGGACAAGGUCCCGGCCACGUCGCUGGCGCUGCCCCUCAUCGCGCGGCACCUGACGGCCACGCUCCUGCUCCUGGCGCUCGGCGUCGCCCUCAGCGUCGCCGUCCUCAACGUGCACCACCGGGGCCCCGGCACGCACCGCCUGCCGCCCGCGCUGCACCGGCUCCUCCUCCAGCGCCUCCCCCCCCUCCUGGGCCUCCACUGCCCCCCGGCCCCGCCCCUCCCUCCGGAGCCCCGCCCCGCGGUGGCGCCCCCUGGCGGCUCGGAUGAAUACUUCCUGCGGCGGCCACGCCCCGGGGCCGGUUCCGCCCCUCCCCCCGCGCCCCUCCCCCCCCCGGAGCUGCGCGAGGCCGCGGCCGCCGUCGCCUUCAUCGCCGGGAGCCUGCGGGAGCAGCAGCGGCAGCGGGAGCUGCAGGAGCUCUGGCACCGGGCGGCGCUGGCCCUGGACCGGCUCCUGCUUUGGGCCUUCCUGGUGCUGGUGGGGGCCUGCGGGCUCGGCACCGGCCUGGACGCGGCGCUGCACCGGCCCCCUCCGGACCCCUACCCGUGA